Messenger RNA from Heterostelium album PN500, 1218 nucleotides. It is a transcript of the gene agxt, whose product is annotated as pyridoxal-phosphate-dependent aminotransferase family protein. The record is from RefSeq and is a predicted model, not a curated record. Gene Ontology annotation, molecular function: L-alanine:glyoxylate transaminase activity; L-serine:pyruvate transaminase activity. Gene Ontology annotation, cellular component: peroxisome. Bases 1 to 1218 code for a protein of 405 amino acids. Lineage: Eukaryota; Evosea; Eumycetozoa; Acytosteliales; Acytosteliaceae. The transcript has 2 exons.
AUGAAACAAAUGUUUAAUGUUUCAAAUGCACACAGAGUAAAGAGUUCUAUCUCAAAUUUACCGGUUCGUUUACUCUUGGGACCAGGACCAUCCAAUUUACAUCCACGUGUCAAUCAGCAGUUGAGUACUCACAUGAUUGGUUACACCGAUCAGAACUACUACAAGGUGAUGGAUGAAACCAUGGAGAUGAUGCGUUACCUCUUCCAAACCAACAAUCACUUUACUAUUCCCAUUACCGGUGCUGGUACCGCUGCUAUGGAGGCGUGUGUCGCCAACUUGAUCGAACCCGGCGACAACGUAGUCUGUUGUGUCAGCGGUUACUUCUCUGACCGUAUCUACCAGAUGGCCCAGCGUUACGGUGCCAACAUUCUCAAAGUCGACAGAAAGUGGGGAACCUGGUUCAGCUUGGACGAUGUGCGUGAUGCACUCGUCAAGCACAAACCAUCGUUGUUGACCAUGGUGUUUGGUGAGACUAGCACCGGUGUGAAGCAAGCAAUGGCCGGAAUCGGACAGCUCUGCAAGGAGCACAAUUGUUUGUUGAUGGUCGACACUGUUGCUGCGCUUGGUGGUGUGCCAUUCUUUGUCGACGAUUGGAAAGUCGACGCAUGCUAUACCGGUGGUCAAAAGUGCUUGUCCGGUCCACCAGGUAUCAGUCCAAUCACCUUCUCACCACUGGCAUGUGCAAAGAUCGCCAAUAGAAAGACACCUGUUGCCAAUUGGUAUUUGGAUGCAAUGUUGCUCGGUGGAUACUGGUGUCCAGAGUACAAUUUCGCCAACGGUACGGUCACUACUCCACAGCCACUCAGAAGAUAUCAUCAUACUACACCUGCCAACUUGGUUUACGCACUACGUGAAUCAAUCUUGAUGAUCUGCGAGGAAGGAAUUGAAAACACUUGGAACAGACAUCAAGAUGCUGCCAAAUCACUCUACAAAGGUUUGGAGUCGAUCGGUCUGAAACCAUAUCUAGCCGAUACCAACGAGGUAUUUGAUCAAGGUGGUAGACUAUUCAGUUUGACAACUGUUGCAGUUCCAGAUGGACUCGACGCUAAACUUGUCAUGAAAUAUCUACUCGAUAAAUAUAACAUUGAGAUUGCUGGUGGACUUGGUGAAUUGGCUGGUAAAGUUUGGAGAGUUGGAUUGAUGGGAUUCAAUGCUAAUCAAACCAAUGUAAAACUAUUAAUUUCUGCUUUGGAAGAAGCAGUUAAAGCUUCUAAAUAA